Molecule: messenger RNA, 1147 nt
Organism: Trifolium pratense (red clover)
Lineage: Eukaryota; Viridiplantae; Streptophyta; Magnoliopsida; Fabales; Fabaceae
Exons: 2
Coding region: 152-910 (252 amino acids)
Source: RefSeq, a predicted model, not a curated record
GAGCUGCAAUAUUGGUCACCACCAACUAAGAAGAAUAAAAUCAACCUUCACAUUAAUAUAAUCAAUUGGAGCUCUAAAAAUUCUAGAGCUAGAAAAUUAAAUUCUCCUCAUUAUCUUGCUGCUAACACCAAUAAACUUAUUGACCAUAAGUAUGUCCUUCAACGAACAAGACAUUUUAGAGAAGAUGAUGAUAUCAAUAAGCGAAUUUUUCUCGAUAGAACCUAAACCAAAAUGUAGACGAGGAAUUGUUUUAAAAAGCGCUUAUAAAGAUAUAUUAGCUGUUUUGAAGUUGAAGAGAUCAAAGAACCAAGUGAAAUCUUUUUCCAAUGAUUUUGAUCCCAAACAUCAAAAUCACAAUGACCCUUUUGAUUAUAUGAGUCAUGAGAAGCUUCCUAAUCAAUUGGAAGAUUCUAUGUUUCAUUCUACUCAACCCUCAGCUCCACCAAUUCCAAAUCCUACCUUUAUUGGAAUCAAAGCUAAUAUUUUAGCUAACUUUGACAUUGAUUAUGUUCCUUUGCUAGAAAAAGUUUGCAAUAUUCAUCCUUGUUUAAUAGAGUGUCAAAGGAAAAGAACUCCAAAUUAUGCAACUUGGGCUUUUACAGCUCUUGGAAGAGUUUUACAUUUUCUUGAGAUCACUAAAGUGGAAGAAAUGAAUAAAGAGGCAUGUGAAUGGCUUCAAGUAUUGUGGGAUGAAGUUCAAGUGUUUGGAUUUGAUUUGUCAUGGCUUGCACCACAAGUGGAGUUUGCUUUGAAGUAUGUGGAGAAAACAAGCAAAGUGAAUAUGCUUGAGGAGGAAAAAAAGAAGCUAGAGGUGAGAAUUCAAGAAUUAAGCAUGGAAUUGUUUGAGACAAAGAAAGAGAUGGAAAGUUCUAAAGAUGAUUUGGAAAAAUUUAGGGUGGAAUUGGGUUAGUUGGUGGAAAUUAGAAAGGUUAUUGGGAAAUCAAGCUUAUGAUGUAGAAUUCUUUGAAAUAUGUGACUAUAUAUUUUAAGGGGAAAUACAAUAUGAGAUACUUUAAAUUAUUUGAUUGUAUUAGAUUAGUCCUUUGAAUUUUGUUGUUGAUGUCCCAAAUAGGUCCCAUAAGACAGAUUGGGUGUACACAAUUACCCUUUUUAACAUUAUAUUAUAAAAAUAUGCAAAUAUCUAUUA